Molecule: messenger RNA, 2010 nt
Organism: Odocoileus virginianus texanus
Lineage: Eukaryota; Metazoa; Chordata; Mammalia; Artiodactyla; Cervidae
Gene: SYF2
Product: SYF2 pre-mRNA splicing factor
Cellular component (GO): post-mRNA release spliceosomal complex; catalytic step 2 spliceosome; Prp19 complex
Source: RefSeq, a predicted model, not a curated record
GGUCGGCGGAAGUGCUGGGUGUUGUUUCCGGAAGUGAGCAAGGAAAGCUUGAGAUGGCGGCUGCGACUGUUGCCGAGACGGUUCCGUUGGGUGGAGCAGAGGAGCCCCAGCCUCCCGCAGGAGCCGAGGAGCUGGCCGCCCAGAAGCGCGAACAGAGACUGCGCAAAUUCCGGGAGCUGCACCUGAAGCGGAAUGAAGCUCGUAAAUUAAAUCACCAGGAAGUUGUUGAAGAAGAUAAAAGACUUAAGUUACCUGCAAAUUGGGAAGCCAAAAAAGCUCGUUUGGAAUGGGAACUACAGGAGGAAGAAAAGAAAAAGGAAUGUGCAGCAAGAGGGGAAGACUAUGAGAAAGUGAAGUUGCUAGAAAUCAGUGCAGAAGAUGCAGAAAGAUGGGAGAGAAAAAAGAGGAGGAAAAAUCCUGACCUGGGAUUUUCAGAUUAUGCUGCUGCCCAGCUUCGCCAGUAUCAUAGACUGACCAAACAGAUCAAACCAGACAUGGAAACAUACGAGAGACUGAGAGAAAAGCAUGGAGAAGAGUUUUUCCCAACGUCCAACAGUCUUCUUCAUGGGACACAUGUGCCUUCCACAGAGGAAAUUGACAGGAUGGUCACAGACCUGGAAAAACAAAUUGAAAAACGAGACAAAUACAGCCGGAGACGUCCUUAUAAUGAUGAUGCAGAUAUUGACUACAUUAAUGAAAGGAAUGCUAAAUUCAACAAGAAGGCAGAAAGAUUCUAUGGGAAAUACACAGCUGAAAUUAAGCAGAAUUUGGAAAGAGGAACAGCCGUCUAAUCCCAUCAGGAACUGUUUAGAAGCUUGAGAAUAGAGUGAAAAUUUCUGCUAGCAAAUUGAAGUUCUCUUCAGAGUUAUACUGUAAACUAGAACUCCGUUUGUGCCCUCCCACCCAGCAUUUAAAAAUAAAUGUUUUUUCUUAAAUGUAUACUUCAUGUAUAUUUCCAGAUUUUUUGUGCUUGGAUAUAAGAUAUAUUUCUUGUAAUGUACUUGUUUUGUAAAAAUCUACUUUGUAUAAAUUCUGUUAUUUUUCUAUGUAUUUUAAAUGUGUAUGACUUGAAUCUUUGAAGCAUUUUGGGUUUAAGGAAUGCUGGUAGCAUAUGUAAAUGCUGUCAUUGUUACUUUGAGUAUUUCAGUGAAUUUGAUGAAAUCUACAACUGGACUCGGGAACCAUGUGGGGCUGUAGACUCCAUAGCUAAGGAUGGGGAUGAGGAAGAUGCCAGUGGCUGCAGGAGGGCAGGAGCAGGCUCUCUAUGCAGGGCUGCUGAGGACCAAGUUCAGGAAGUAGAAUUGUCCUCCCGUAAACAGUGACCAGGUAUAGUCCCCUUUUCAAAAGGAGAUAUCUUGUGGGAGAGAAUCCCUGCUAAACAUUUUAUCAUUUAAAAUAAGUAUUUGGGGACUUCCCUGGUGGUCCAGUGGUUAAGAGCCUGCCUUCCCGGGUUUAAUCCCUGAUUGGGGAACUAAGAUCCCGUAUUCUCAGUCGCUUCAGUUGUGUCCGACUCUUUGAGACUCUGUGGACUGUAGCCCGCGAGUCUCCUAUGUCCAUGGGAUUUUCCAGGCGAAAACACUGGAGUGGGUUGCCAUUUCCUUCUCCAAGAUCCCACAUGCCAUGGGGCAACUAAGCCCAUGCCCUGCAACUGGAGAAACCCACAUGCCUCAGCAAAAACUUAGCACAGUCAAUAAAUAAAAUGAAUAUUUGUAUUUAUACAUUUAUAUUAAUUCAGAUAUACACACACGUGCUUCCAUUGCAAACAUGGUCAAAAUAAUAGAAUGAGUCCUAUAAUAAUUCAGUGCCUGUCUUUAAUAAUUACCAACUUAGUCAAUCUUUCAUCUUCAUUUCUAUCCACUUUUUAUAACUCGUUAUUUUUGAAGCAAAUAUUAAAUGUAUAAUUUCAUCUAUAAAUAUUUCACUAUGUAACUGAAAGAUAAAAAAGACUACAAUGCUAUUAUCACAAUAAUAGUCCUAUUUUAAUAAAACUAAAGAGUGAAAGAUUGGUAU